Messenger RNA from Staurois parvus, 702 nucleotides. Lineage: Eukaryota; Metazoa; Chordata; Amphibia; Anura; Ranidae. The record is from the annotation of a GenBank genome assembly.
UUCCCUUACAGGUACAAGAGUCUGGUCACUGGAAAAAGAGCAAGAACCAUUAUUGCUGUCUUCUGGAUUCUAUCCUUUGGCAUUGGCUUAACCCCCCUGAUGGGCUGGAACUGCAUGGAAGGAGACUGUGGUUCAAAUGAAACUAUAUCUAGCCGCAACAGAACGAUUUCUUGUUUGUUUGAAAAAGUGGUUACAAUGACUUACAUGGUAUACUUCAAUUUUUUUGGGUGUGUUUUACUUCCAUUGUUAAUCAUGCUGGGAAUAUACAUCAAGAUUUUCAUGGUGGCCCGAAAACAGCUGAGACAAAUUGAACUGAAAUGUAUCGGUGCUGACAACUCAAGGACCACUCUUCAGAAGGAGGUGAAUGCGGCCAAGUCAUUGGCCAUCAUUGUGGGUCUCUUUGCAUUUUGCUGGUUGCCCAUUCACAUCUUGAACUGCAUCACCCUCUUUGACCCUGAGUUCCACAAGAGAAAGCCAGGAUGGGUCAUGUACGUAGCCAUCAUCUUGUCUCAUGCCAACUCUGUGGUCAACCCCAUCAUAUAUGCUUACAAAAUAAGAGACUUUCGUUACACCUUUCGUAAGAUUAUUUCUAAAAACCUUCUCUGCAAGAAAGAAAACUUCUCUAAGUUUCCUAACGGCAGCAUUGGACAGGCCAGACAAACGCAUAUCAGCAGCGUAAGUGCUGGCAAUGUUUUUAUGUGA